Molecule: messenger RNA, 5176 nt
Organism: Toxotes jaculatrix (banded archerfish)
Lineage: Eukaryota; Metazoa; Chordata; Actinopteri; Toxotidae
Gene: rab11fip3
Product: RAB11 family interacting protein 3 (class II)
Exons: 14
Coding region: 1321-4650 (1109 amino acids)
Biological process (GO): endocytic recycling; regulation of cytokinesis
Cellular component (GO): midbody; endocytic vesicle; cleavage furrow
Molecular function (GO): calcium ion binding
Source: RefSeq, a predicted model, not a curated record
CUGAUGCGAGAGCUUUCGGUGUCUGUGAUCAACAUCGGUGGAGCGACUGCCACAUGAUGGAGCUUUUUGGUCUUAUUUAACGCCGCUUUUCGUUUCAUUUUGGGUAUCGACGAGAGCCGCUCGCCCAGAUGUGGUUUUGAGGCGAGAAUAAUAAGAGGAAUUUGAGGUUUCGUCUCGUCACUCGCCUGGCCUGUCUUGUGACUGACACAGGUGGAUUGCCGCUGGAAAACGGCAUCGAAAUGAAGACAUAAUACUGGACUAUCACAGAGGCAACGGGUCCCGUAAUUACCUCUUAAACGGUGGAAUAUUGAGGAGGUCGUUAGGUUUAGUUUCACUGAGAGGGGUGGGGGGGUGGACCGUUUGGUGUGUUAGCUAGCUAAUAGGCUAAUUUCGCUAGCUAGUCAGUUAGCAGCUUCCCUGGCCAAUGGCACGAAAGAACUGGGAUGCUCGAAGGAGGAGUUAACGUCCGUUGCUAGCAUAAAAUCGCAUGAGGAAAGACAGUCGGUGAUAUAUUUAGCAGGCCGCCUUGUAAUGAGAGUUUUUUUUUUUUUAACAUCAACGCUACACCUCGAGGUUAAUUCGGGUUUGAGUAACGCUGGUCUCACCGGUUCCUCGCCGCACUGUCUGCUCCUCUGGAAAUUAGCUUGCGAUGGAUAAGAUUAGAUAAUCGGCUAAGAAAGCUAAUGUUGACAAACACUGGUGACUUAAAGUUAAACUUAAUUUUUAUUCCAUCACGCUAUCUGGUGCUGUCAGUCGUGUGAGUCAGCUCAGCUCUGAGACUUUAUUUCGGCGAUUUUUCCAGCUUUCAGGCCGAUGUGAAGCAUGUUGACGUUGGAUGUGCUGAAGCUGAAAGAUUUGGCAACAACCGGGAGUGGAUCUGCCAUGACAGAGAGGGACAUAGUGAGUCAAAACACAUUUACAUCAGUACUAUAUUCUGUAAAGCUAAGAAAUUAAUAUGAGUUUUGAGUUUAGGUAACGCUCUUGUCGAGAUGUGGAAGGCAGCCACUUUAGUUAAAACAACAGUUUAUUAAUCCGUUGGCUGACUGACAUUGUUAAUAAGACAAACUACCCCCUUGAAAGUACUCCUGCAAAUUUACCUUUGUGGAGAUAUUGUAAAAUUCAUAACACCUGCCAGCCUUUUUUAAAUGUAAGAGCAGGACAAUGCUUGUAGGAAUCCCACACAUUUGUUUAAAGAAUCCACUGACAACGUGUGUUGUCAUUUAAAAACAUGGCAUUAAAAUUGAAGAACUGGAUCUUGACGACAGCAGUGAGAUAAGACUUCACCAGCUUUCUCAAGUUUGCAAAAGGGAACCAAUAUAAAUGGAACCGACAGUUCUGUCUAGCCCUUUGGGGCACACACAGUGGGAGUCAGACCAGCCAUUUCCUCUUGGAUUUCAUACACUGGAUUUAGACAAUGGAGGUGUGCUCUGUCAAAACAAGAGUGGCCAGACAGGUUUGGAUUUCAGAGACAGUGACCAGGAUCAAACAUCCCAACAAAGUGAAGAAGAAAAGAUUUGCCAGGACAAGCCGGUAGAGUUGGACAGCCUUAUAAAUAGCACUGAUUUUUCUUGUGGAAACUUGCUGUUUGAGGCUGAUCAGUCCACAAUUUCCAAAGCUUCUCUCCAUGGUACUCAUCUAGAGGAAUCGUCUUACACAGAAAAAUCCAAGGAAUCUGAUGAAAUCAGUGACUGUGCUUUAUCAUGGCUAUUUCCUCCCAACCUUACUGAAGUGGUUGGAAAAAACUCUGCCUGUGAGGAACUCAAUCUGACACAGGAGGCCACUCUUGAGGGCUCAAAUAGUCAGGCUGAACUAAAAAGCCUUGGUGUACCUGUCUCUCCAUCAAAGAGUUCUGCAGGGGAUUCUGAGACCAACACAGGGGAUCCAUUUUUGUUGGUAGAUCUCUCAGAUGAAUUCCCUGGUCUCCCCCCAGAGUCUUCAGGUGAGUUCAGCCCAGAGGGUGUUAGAGAAGAGCUGGCAGACCUGUCACAAGGGGACCAGGCAGGUCUCCCUCCCUCUCAGAGCAGGGAGACUUUGUCACCUGAAACCGGAGACAAAGGUUUAUUCCCUGAUCAAGUGACUGAUCUGCCUGUAACCAGUAGCGCUACCCUGCAAGGUUUGCCUGAGAACUGCUUCUCACAAAACCACGUCAGCACGCCAGUGGAGUGUUUUGAAGGAUCUGUGCCUUUGUUGGAUUUAGAGGUUCCAGAUUGUGACGGCAGCCUGAGCCUGUGUCCAGCCAGUCCUGUUUCUCUUAUCAGCACAGGUGCGCUGUUACAUUUAUCAACAGAGUUAGAGGGGGAACAUGCAGGGGAUGCUGUAAUUAGAAAUCUGACUUCAGAGCAACAAGGUGAGAAUGACUCAUUUGCUGUGCGUUUGUCAGCUGAACGUUCAUCACUGACAGUGCCUCUGGCUGAAGAUGCCUUCAUCCAGGGUGAUUUCAUCAGUGAGAGUUAUUCUGUGGAGAAUGUUUCCAAGGAUUUGAUGGAAGACAAAAUUUGUUCUGAAGCCAAAAAUCAGGGGAAUGAGGCAAUGGCUUUGGAUCUGUGCCUGACUGCUGAUGAUGUCCAUGACGAGGAAACUUGGGACUCGAAACCACAGGAGGAUGUACAGGGUGGAAGUGUUCCCAAUCCAGCCGCUGAUCAAGAGGAAGAGCAGAGAGUGACAGAUACUAACCAGCUCGAGGGGUCAGAUUCUCAUGAAGUAGUCUCUCUUGAUCUUUCAGUUCAGGACUUAAACGCUUCUUCUCCUGAGGCUGGAUGGACUAGUGAGCAAAGUGUGGAGACAGUUUCCCUCUCUAAGAUGGUGGUAGAUGACUCAUUGCCAAUGGUUUCAGCUGUGAAUACAAGGGAGGAAGAUGUCUCCCCUCUAAAAGCUGUAUUCGAUGCUUUAGACCAAGAUGGAGAUGGCUUUGUUCGGAUUGAGGAGUUCAUGGAGUUUGCUGCUGCCUAUGGGGCUGAUCAGGUGAAGGAUCUGACCAAGUUUUUGGAUCCCAGUGGACUGGGAGUGAUCAGCUUUGAAGACUUCCACCGUGGAAUCUCUGCAAUUAGCAAUGGAGGUCCAGAGCCACAACUCUACAAUGUAAACUACAGUCCAGGGGAUGGAGCUGUGGGCUGUCCAGAGGAAUACGAUGAGCAAAAUGAGGUGACAGACAGUGCAUACCUGGGCUCCGAGAGCACAUACAGUGAGUGUGAGACCUUCACUGAUGAGGACACAGGGGCCCUCGUACCCCCUGAGAUGCAUGAGGACGUGGAGACGGACAGCGGCAUCGAGGCCACGCUCCAUGAUCCUGAAGAUGGCCGAAAUAGGUUUUCCCUGAACUCUGAGCUCCAUAACCACUCUCUGGUGACGGUCAUCGGUGGAGAGGAGGAGCACUUUGAGGACUUUGGUGAAAGUAACACCUCAGAGUUGCUACUGGAGAGCAGCGUGGAGGGGACGGAGGGGGAGGGCGAGUCCCCUCUCGAUCAGCCGCUUGAGCAUGUCAAUGGCUCCUCACUUCUCUCUCCCAGUGCACCUGCUCCUCUCCCUGACUGCUUUCAGAGCUUCCUCAGGGAGGAGGCGCUGGACUUUUUCUGUAGCCAGUGUCACAAACAAAUAAGUCGUCUCGAGGACCUCUCCACCCGCCUCAAUUUCCUAGAGAUGACUAGCGCUGGCAAGAGGCUAUCCAGCAAGAAAGUAGCAAGACAUCUGCUCCAGAACAGCUCGAUGACUCUGGACACCAUGAGCGACUUAACGCGGGACAUCCUGGAGCUCGCUGACAAUGACAUCACAGACAAGGUGCUUCUCCUUGAGCGUCGAGUGGCGGAGCUGGAGAAGGAGUCGGAGGCCUCGGGAGAGCAGCAUGCUCGGCUGCGCCAGGAGAACCUUCAGCUGGUGCACCGGGCCAAUGCCCUGGAGGAGCAGCUGAAGGAGCAGGAGCUCCAUGCCGAUGAGCAACUACAGCAAGAGACCCGUCGCCACAAAGAGGCCCUGAGCAAGCUGGAGAGGGAGAGGGGGCUGGAGCUGGAAAACCUGCAGGCCAGGCUGCAACAGCUGGAUGAGGAGAACAGUGAGCUUCGGUCCUGUGUCCCGUGUUUACGUGCAAACAUUGAGAGACUAGAGGAGGAGAAGAGGAAGCUGCAGGAUGAGACAGAAGCCAUGUCUGAUAGGCUGAAGGAAGAGACGGAGGCCCGCAGGAAAAUGGGUGACAAGCUGAGCCACGAGCGCCACCAGAGCCAGAAGGAGAAGGAGUGCACACAGGAGCUAAUUGAAGACCUACGUAAACAGCUUGAGCACUUACAGCUAUACAAGUUAGAAGCUGAAGCAAAGAGAGGGCGAUCACCCGGCGCAGGGCUGCAGGAGUAUCAGACCCGCACCCGCGAGGCUGAGCUGGAGCAAGAGAUCAAACGACUCAAACAGGACAACCGCAGCCUGAAGGAGCAGAAUGACGAGUUAAAUGGCCAGAUUAUCAACCUGAGCAUCCAGGGAGCCAAGAACCUGAUGUCGGCCUCCUUCUCCGACUCUUUGGCCGCUGAGAUUAACUCUGUGUCUCGCACAGAGCUGAUGGAGGCUAUCCACAAGCAGGAGGAGAUCAACUACAGACUCCAGGACUACAUCGACAAAAUCAUCGUGGCCAUCAUGGAGUCCAACCCCUCCAUCCUAGAGGUCAAAUAGAGACCAUGCAGCCAGAGGACCACUGGAGUGACUCCACAGGCUGUAAAAAAAAUUAUUAGAGACUUAGCUAAAAGAAAACUACCAACAGGAUGUAAAAAUAUUCUGACAUCAUUUUGGUAGGAAAAAAGAAAAACAACAACAACGCACUCAAUUCAUCCAACCCCUCCGCACCCCACCAAAUCUAAAAGAAAAAAGAAUUUAAGAUUUUUAAGAAGUCCAUGGCUGUGAAAAAUAAGCUAUUUUCAGUUAGAUAUCCCUCGAGUCUGUACUUAUUUGUGAAUGUAUGCGUUAGCCCUCCUGAAAACACUUGGGUUCUGGUGACGUCCAUGUAUUUGGCUAGAGGGACCUGAGUCUCCCCCGUUGUGUGAAUGAAUGUGUAAACGUGUACAAAAGGUCAGUAUCAUUCGGAGUAGAAAUCUACCCCAUUCCUUUCUGAAAAACAAAGUGUCAAUGUUUGAUUGAGCUAAAAAAAAAAAAAAAAAAAACGAUCAGACAAUUAUACCUAAAGGCCUUAAAAGAAAGGUGA